Ilyonectria robusta is the source of this 417-nucleotide messenger RNA. Its product is annotated as Prefoldin subunit-domain-containing protein. Gene Ontology annotation, cellular component: cytoplasm; prefoldin complex. NCBI's taxonomy places the organism in Eukaryota, Fungi, Ascomycota, Sordariomycetes, Hypocreales, Nectriaceae. Gene Ontology annotation, biological process: protein folding. The record is from RefSeq and is a predicted model, not a curated record. Bases 1 to 417 code for a protein of 138 amino acids. The transcript has 4 exons.
AUGACCUCAAUAAUGCAACGCCGCAUGCUUUCCAAGGCCGACGAAGAGGCUGCCGACGAGGUCGAGGUCCGACGCGAGGACCAGGACAAGAUCAACCGAUUCAGUCGCCUGCACCAGCGCGAGCUUGUCUUAGAGGAGGAGUUGAACGGAAAGAGUAAGGAGAAGGAGGAGCUCGACGACUUGUCUACCGAACUCGAACUCGCCGACGAGGACGAAAAAGUCCAGUACAAGAUCGGCGACGCCUACUUCCACAUCCCGCUGGAGCAGGCGCAGGAGAUGCUCGAGGAGGCCACCGAAAAGCUUGAGGCGGAGUCGACGGAGUUGGAGGAAAAGUUGGGGACGAUCCGCGAAGAAAUGACCCAACUCAAGGUCGAGCUGUAUGCCAGAUUCGGAAAGCAAAUCAACCUAGAGACCUGA